Messenger RNA from [Torrubiella] hemipterigena, 2604 nucleotides. The record is from the annotation of a GenBank genome assembly. NCBI's taxonomy places the organism in Eukaryota, Fungi, Ascomycota, Sordariomycetes, Hypocreales, Clavicipitaceae.
AUGUCUUCGAUCAGCGUUCAGACGGUGACCAAGACGGUCUCGGCUGUCGCUGCCGCCUCGAGCAGCGCCCAGCGAGUUACUCCUCAAGGUGGUAUUCUGGAGGGAAUGAACCCAGUUCUGUAUCAAGCCAGUAACCCCAUUGUCCUUUUCAUCAUCCAAGUCAGUCUUAUCGUACUUGUUUGCCAUGCUCUGCACUGGCCACUUUCCAAGAUUCGCCAGCCGCGCGUUAUCGCAGAGGUUGUCGGCGGAAUCAUUCUUGGGCCUUCAGUGAUGGGCAGAAUCCCGGGAUUCCAAGCCGCCAUUUUCCCAAAGGAAUCCAUCCCGAAUCUCAAUCUCGUUGCUAACCUGGGAUUGGUGCUCUAUCUUUUCCUCAUCGGCCUCGAAACAGACGUCCACUUUCUGGUUAGGAACUGGAGAGCGGCUUCGUCGGUUGCUUUCAUUGGCCUCGCCCUUCCUUUCGGUCUCGGCUGUGCGCUCGCAUGGGGUGUCUACCAUGCUUUCAGAGAGGACAGUGGCCUAAAGCCGAUCUCCUUUAGCGUGUACAUGCUCUUUAUUGGUAUUGCUAUUGCCAUCACGGCCUUUCCGGUCCUGUGCAGAAUCUUGACAGAACUCAAGCUCUUGGAUACUUCGGUCGGUGUUAUUACGCUCUCUGCUGGAGUCGCCAAUGACGUUGUCGGUUGGAUUCUUCUUGCGCUCUGUGUCGCACUUGUGAAUGCCGGCAAUGGACUCACUGCCCUUUGGAUAUUGCUCGCAUGUGUUGGUUAUAUGCUGUUGCUGGUAUAUAUCAUAAAACCAGCACUUGUCUGGUUUAUCCGCCGCAGCGGAAGUAUUGACAGCGACCCUUCCCAGGGUAUAAUUUCGCUCAUCCUCAUCAUCGCACUAGCAUCGGCAUUCUUCACAGCCAUCAUUGGCGUCCACGCCAUUUUCGGAGGUUUCAUGGCUGGCCUCAUUAUUCCUCGAGAAAAUCGAUUCAACAUUCGCGUUACAGAAAAGCUGGAAGAUCUAAUUGGUGCCAUCUUCCUCCCGCUUUACUUUACGCUUUCUGGACUCAACACCAACCUCGGGUUGCUUGACUCUGGUCUUGCAUGGGGCUACGUCUUUGCAACAACUCUCGUGGCGUUCAUAAGUAAGAUUCUAGGAGCUUCUAUGGCUGCCAGGUUGAACGGCUUAGUAUGGCGGGAGUCUUUUACCAUUGGUGUUUUGAUGAGUUGCAAGGGUCUCGUCGAAUUGAUUGUGCUUAACAUCGGCUUGCAAGCCCAAAUUCUCAGCCAACGAACGUUUACCAUCUUUGUUGUUAUGGCGCUUUUGACAACAUUCGGCACAACCCCCAUCGUUUCAUUUUUGUAUCCUCCUUGGUACCAGGUCAAGAUUGAGGCAUGGAAGCGAGGUGAAAUCGACUGGGAUACAGGUGCACCAAUUCGCUCUUCCAGUGAAACUGAGUCAGAUCGGCAAAAGUCUUCUCUGAAACGCGUCGGUCGACUAUUGGUCUAUCUCCGUUUGGACAGUUUGCCGGCACUGCUGAACCUGCUGUCGCUGUUUGGUAGUCAAACUGUUAUCGAGCCAGAAGCGGAAAAUACUGAUCCUGCCGGGAACGAUACUGCUGAGGACAAUGUUCUGUCUGAGGGCCCAAAGCGAGCUGUUUGGGCACAUGGUAUUCGCCUUCUUCAACUCACUGAUCGUGACUCGUCUGUCAUGACAGUGUCCCAGGUCGCCGACUACAGUCGCCAUGAUCCGAUUGUAAACACAUUUCGCACGGUCGGGCAGCUUCACAAUUUGGCAGCGUCUGGCGAAGUGGCAGUCAUGCCAGAGACUCGCUUCUCGGAAGCGUUGACAACCAAGGCCGGCAAGAUGUCUUCUGAUCUGCUCCUGGUCCCGUGGAGUGAAACAGGUGGCAUGGGCGACACGCAACUUCUGUCGGCGCAAACUGUCGACCAAAGGGUCUCGUCCGUGUAUGCCAGUUUUGUCAAAUCUGUCUUGGAAAUCAAACUGCAUAAUGUGGCCAUUUUCUUCUCUCGUAGCGAAAGUGGUGUGGGCAAAGGUAAAGGGCCCGAGGGAAGCAAAUUAGCCAGAACGUACUCGUUUGGCGUGAUGAGAGAGGACAUGCCGAUCGCUCCUCUCCGAAACAAACCGUACCAUAUCUUCUUGGCUUAUUUUGGAGAUGAAGAUGACCAGUUGGCUUUGCGUGUUGUUCUUCAGCUGUGCGAAAACUCCAAAGCAACCGCAUCGAUCGUACGUGUAUCGAGCUCGGGUCAAGCAGGCUCUUCCUCGUCGGAUGAGCUCAUCGAAGUAGUUACGUCUAACUUGCCUGCCGACACUGCGUCUCGGGUAAGCAUCCGGACUGUUCCUGGCAUCACGACUGCGGAGGAUUUGGUGACCAUGGCGGCGGCUGAAACAUCGGGUGAGGAGAGUAAGACUCCCAGCCUGAUUGUCAUGGGACGCGGCAGUGGCACCAACAUGGACCACGGAAAGCUUGAGGAGAGGGCAUCGGAGGAUCUUCGGGCGUGCUUGGGGUCGUUGGCGGGAUUCUACACUUCAGCAGGCAUUGGAGCUGAUCUGUUGGUGGUGCAGAGUCGAUCAUCGGCUGUUGAAGGGGUACAACAGUGA